Molecule: messenger RNA, 5807 nt
Organism: Helicoverpa armigera (cotton bollworm)
Lineage: Eukaryota; Metazoa; Arthropoda; Insecta; Lepidoptera; Noctuidae
Gene: spir
Product: protein spire
Exons: 19
Coding region: 465-3044 (859 amino acids)
Biological process (GO): actin filament polymerization; polar body extrusion after meiotic divisions; cleavage furrow formation
Cellular component (GO): cell cortex; cytoplasmic vesicle membrane
Molecular function (GO): actin binding
Source: RefSeq, a predicted model, not a curated record
ACCUAGUGAGUUGCUCCCGGGGUACACAGGCUGCAGGCCGGCUAGUGGGCUCCCGAAGGAAAAGCCGGGAAACUAGGAAGUGGUUCCGGGGCUGGGCGCACGUUAUCGCGGAGGCUGGGGCCGCGCGCCGCCAGUCCGCGCCGAGCCGCCGCCGCCGCACCACGCGUCACGUGUCGCCCGGCCGCAGCGCGCACGCGCCAACGAGAUCGCGACAACCCAAAACAUUACGAAAAAAAAUUCACGCCACCCACUUGCCAACGAAAAGUGACAGUGACGUUUCGGGGGGGAGCACGGUGACAAUAACACGCAUUUGUAUUAUGUAGUUUACAAAAAUUAUUUACAUGAUUCAGUGAAAAUUUUCAGUGAUACGAUCAACUGGUGAAUUGAGUGCGAUCGAUAGGUGUCGCAGUGGUUGUGUUGUUGGUUCCGAGGAUGGAUGGUGGUGGGCCGGCGGGCUAGGCGCGAUGAUGCGCAAGGAGAACGCCGGCGCUCCCGGCGGGACGGAGUUCUCGCUGGAUGCGGCGGACUGCAUCACGCUGCAGCAGAUACUGCAAGCGUUCAACUCCACCAUCAGCGAGGAGCACGCGUGGGCGCUGUUCUACCAGGCGGCGCGCUGCUUCCAGAAGUGCCUGACGGACGGGCCCGCCGGCUUCCUGGUGACCGAGCCGCGCCAUGUGCUGCUGCACAAGGACGGCACCGUGCACCCCAGCACGCUGCUGCAUCCAGGAGAUGACAGCAGCAGAGAAGAGGUGUCUUCAGAGCAACAGUUGGUGGUAAACUUGGCACUGGUGAUUUACCACGCGCUCGACUACACACACUCGGAGGAUGAGGAGCGGCUUAUCUCGCCGGACCUUGAGGGUCUUAUCACUGAGAUGACGGCCUGCGAUACUACAGAUGAUGACGAGGAAUGCGGCGCCCUCUCCGAGGGUUCGGAGACGUCGGAGUGCGGGCGCGCGGACACUGACGACGAGGGCAUCGAGCGAGACUCCGAGCCCGCGCCCCGCAGGCGGCGCCGGCGCAGGCGGUUCAUGCUUAAGGAUGUCGUUGAGCGCUGUGUAUGGCACUGCGGCGGUGGCGGUCGCUGCGCCCGCGAAGCCGCUGCAGCGCACUACCGCGCCGUGUGCCGCGCCCUCGUCGCCGAAGCCCUGGAACUGGCCUCCUUCCUCGCGAGGGUCCGAGUCGGAGGCGCCAGGGAUAUGGGAGCUGCCGAGGACUCCGCCGCGCAUCUCGACACGCUACGGUUUUCAGACUGGUCAAACCGAAGGAUAUGGAGAGCAUUACAAGCGCGGUUUUGGAUGCAAGUCAUCGGUGAACUGAGGAUGGGGGUUAAAUUAAAGAAAGUUAACUAUUCAAGGACACCAAUAGAGUACGAGUUAACGCCGUACGAAAUAUUAAUGGAUGACAUUAGAUCCAGGAGGUACACGCUAAGGAAAGUUGAUGGCGCGAUACCUCCAAGUGUAAAGAAAGACGCUCAUGCAAUGAUUCUCGAAUUUAUUAGAAGUAGACCGCCUCUUAAAAAGGCAUCAGACCGCAAGUUGCCGCCUCCCCGUCGGGAGAUAACGCCACGAGAAAAGCUUCUUGCAUCUAUCCAAGUUGGGAGACAACUACGACCCACUCCUUACUCCAGGCGAUUAUCUACUAGUGGUACCGGCAGCGGUCCUGGUGGGGGUGAUACGAGGCGCGGCGGUGACGUCACGCCGCACGCGCAGCCCCAGAGGCGACUUAUCAAAGUAGACUUUGAUAAUCUAGAGGACGAUGAAGAUGAAGAUGACACAGAAACGUGCACGAGUCCGGAAGUAUGCGCGCCACAACCUUUCCCAAGGCAUACGGCACCACAGCAACAAACAACUCCCAAACCUUGGAAAAGGACCGAGGAGACGCCCCCCCGAGCGCCGCCGCGCACGCGAAUCUCCCACGACGAGUACCACCAGUUCUGCGAUGAGACCCUCGAAUCAUACGAUCUGGCCACGCAAUGUCCGUCACGGCGCGCGUCCAUGAGGCGUCACACCGUCACGCACGCUGUCUGCCCACCCACCGAUGGAGCUCAUUCAUUGCCACAUUCAAGGCCGGGAUCCCGUGCAUCAUGCGCCGGCGCAGCUUCCCUAGCAAGUAGCGACGCGGACGCUCAACUCGGAGAACUAUCCUGGUCUCGGUCUAGUUUGCAGGACGAGCUCAUCAAGUCGGUUAGUGGCAGCCCCAACCAUGGCUCGCAUAAACAGUGGCAGGACGCCAUAAUGUCUGACGACCGGUUGUCUCUGACCCUGGAAGAGAUUGUCCACAUCAGGUCUGUGCUGACGAAGGCGGAGCUAGAAGUCCUGCCAGUUGAAGGCAGGGUCAAAGAAGACGUGGAAAAGAGAAGAGUUUGCUUCUUGUGUUUGAAGACAAGAUUCGGAAUCUUUGGUCCGUGGGGCCAGAAGUGUAAAUUGUGUAAAAAGACUGUCUGUCAAAAGUGUUGUUCAAAGAUGCGUAUCCCAACGGAGCACUUUGCGCAUGUGCCGGUAGUGCUGCUGAGCCCCUCGCUGCUUCCUUCACCAGAGGACGAGGCGCACUCCUCCUUCCCCAGGAGUCUCAUGUCCAGGCUCGUGUCUCCUGAGUACUCGAGCAUGGUGGAGAACAGCGUGGGCAGCGCACCCAGCAGCCCGGCAGCUACGCGGCGCGCGAGUGGCGCGGCGUGCGCGGGGCCGGUGUCGCUGGCCGCCGCACACAGCGCGCCCGGCUCGCGCGGCGGCUCGGCGCUCGGCUUCUCCGACCAGCUGUCAGUGCCGCCGCACUCCAUGUCCCGCAGCGUGGAGGGCCCGCAGGCCAUGUCGCUUGUCAAUACGCCGCCUUCUACUUUAGAUCGCAGAGCGCGAUACGGACGCAGCACGACGGGCGUGACGGCGGCGGAGCGGCUGCGCGGCGUGCAGAUGGCGGUGUGCCACGACUGCAAGGCGAUGGUGCUGCAGAUCAUCAAGUCGUCGCGCGCGUCGCGCUCGGCGUCCCGCGACCGCGCGCUGCGCCACCUCACGCUGGACCUGGCGCCCGUCUACACCGCCGACUGUUAGUGCGCGCGCCACGCCGCCACCCGCCAGUGGUUCCUGUGACCUGCACGACACCCCACACCACUCACGAACUCAACCACACCAAGCGAGUGCCAUCAAAAAUGUUCGCGAACCCAAACGUGAUCGGUCAAGUGAUUCAGCUAACGACUUACAGUGAUACAAAACAAUUUCGGUUGAAUGUUGACGUCACAGUGUUCCCGCGCUUGCUGGUGAAGCUGGUGCGUGCACCACACAGUCGGUCCAGUGGAGAUACUAGAGUUGAGCUGUACGUAUUUCUGCUGCGACGCAACAUAGAACAAAAUAUUCGAAGGGCCGUCAAUACCUUCGCCUUAAGAAGCUUACGAAAUAAUUGUACAUUUUUAUUUUUCCUUAAAUCUAUGUUUUGUAAUAUUCUAUUUUUCAUUACCUCACUAACAUUGGAAUCAAUUAUUAUGAUGUGUUAUAUUUUUAAUAGAAGUAUUAUUAUGAAUCUUUCACACUGGUUGGUCAAAUAUUCUAGCCCUUAAAUAUCCUACUAACGCAAUAAUCUCUUUAUUUAAUUUUCAUUUUGUAAUUAUUUCUUAGAUCCAGAUUGUUAUUCCCAUAUCAACUUACCAUUUAUUCCAUUCUGACUAGAUCCUAUUUAUCAUUAGUUUCCAUUGUGUAAAUACUCAAUGACAUUAAAAUAUUAAUCUAAUAGUAAAAUAUCAAUAAUAUUUAUCAGGAAUUUGUCUAUAUCGACGUUCCGAAUUGAUUAGAAGUCACAGAACGUUCAAGAAUCGAGCUUCCAAGGUUGUGUAGUGUCUAUGUUGUGUUUCGUACGUGGACCAUACAUUUUGUUCACACAAAAUGAACUUUGACAAUACUCUAUGACCUUUGACAGACGUUACUACCUACCACUAUUUUUGUUUAUCGCACAAAAUCAUAAUUAUUAUAAAAGUCAUUAAAUUAUACAAAAAAUAUUUAUCCUACAUUAUCAGAGAUACUCAUUAUUAUAAAAUAAAUAAAAAAUAAUGUUAUAUUCCAGAAAUUUACUAAAUAAUAAUUUGUCACUUAAUAAUAGAAUAUAUUUAUAUUUUUCUCCAAAUGAAUGUUUUAAUAUGUCUACAAUGUCGAUGUGAAAUUAAAAAAUGUGUGUUCAAAAAUACAAUGUACUAUCAAUGUUGUUAUAUAAAACGAAAUUAUAUUGUAUAAAUGUUAUGAAACUCUUGUAGAAUCCGUGUUAUAAAAUCAAACAUUUUAGAAGCAUGAAUGAAAUCUUCGAUGUCAAAUUGUGGAAAAAAUUCUUUAUUCAAUGUAUUUUUCUGUCAUAAAUCAUGCUCGAUGUAAAAUUCAUGUUUUCAUAAAAUUUUCCACAAGUUGACAUCCUUCCAAACUAUCUUCUCAGUUACUGACCCCCUGACCAAUUUCCAAGACUAACGUCGGAUAUACACGUUAGAUUAAUUAUGCAUUAUUAAUUUGACAUUUAUGUCCACAGAAAAUUGUUUACAGUUUAUUUUGAUAUUUUUGUAAACCGUUUGAAUUAAAUAUUUUAUAGACAUUGAUUUAAAAUCUACGUGAAUAUCCGACAUGAAAUGAAUUGCAUUAAAAUACUUAAUUUGUGUGACAUUCAGAGCAAUUGUUUUCAUUAUGUUAAGUUUCCUGUGCCAUACGAAUCGAGAUGAAUAUUUUUAUCAGUGACUAAAAUUGCAUGUGCGUUUGUUCGCGAGCAUGUCACGUGUGAAAAUCCUACGUGCCUACCUAUGAGUACAGAUCAAGACCAUAUUUUGUUUUAAGUUUCUAUUUUUUCACUUAAGUUUUUGGUUCAAUAUAAAAAAAAUACAAAACCACAAAAAAAUACAGAAAUAUUUAAUUUUCUUUAAACCGGUUGCGUGCUUUUGAUACAACUGUUUUUUAUGAAGGAUUUACGAGUAUAUUUUAUUUUUUAUAAAGAAUUUAUUUUGCCAGUUCUUCAGUUAUUCGUGAUAUAAAAAUUACGUUUGACAGUUCAGUCGACAGUAUGCAACCAGCUUUAUUAAGUCUGAUUGUUUGUAUGAGAUGUAUGAUUGCGAAAACAUUUACUCCAUUCAUAUUCAUACAAGUCGAGAUCUCUAAUGCGGCAGUAGUAAUGCAGAAGAAAUAAGAAACAACUUUUUCACUUUGGCCUUUGUGUAUUGGAGAACCAUUCCAUUACAAACCCAUUGUUCGUGAAAAUGCACUGGUGAGAACUAAGCCUUAGCACGACAUGUAUUUAUUACUGCCGCAAUUACAGAUUUGACUAAAUUUAUUUAGAAUUAACUAAAUUAUUUGGCGAAUUAUACCCACUAUCUAGUACUCCUUUGUAAAUAUAGAUUUCUAGAGUAAAACUAUAGUAGCGGUUCAAAUAAAAUGGUAGAACUAUUUUCAAUGUAAUUAAUCAUCGUAAUUAAUUAUUAAAACUGGGUUUUCCCUCAACUCUUACAUUCCCUCCGUUAAUUUAGUUAUUUUUAAGUUAAAUGAUAGCAGCCGUCAUAUUUUUUAAUAAUGUACCUACUGGGUACUUACAAAAUGGCCUAAUUACCCAUUGAUUGUUCAGCAUUGACAUUUUCCUUUACGUCAUUUCUUUUUAAAUAUUUUUGUCGUCAAUAUUUGUUAAUUUAUAUCUUGUACAUUUAAAAAGCCCAGUUAUUACUUGUAAAUGUGUAAUUUAGUAGUCUGUUAGAUGUUACUUAGAUUGUAACUGUUUAAAGAACUUAAGUACUUAUGUAAGUGGAAAUAAUCGAUGAUGAAAACAAAACCAUACUUAAAUAAACAUGAAUACAAAUCGUU